Funneliformis mosseae is the source of this 120-nucleotide messenger RNA. NCBI's taxonomy places the organism in Eukaryota, Fungi, Glomeromycota, Glomeromycetes, Glomerales, Glomeraceae. The record is from the annotation of a GenBank genome assembly.
AUGACUUCUAAUUAUCUAAUAUUAGAAGUCACAUAUUCAUAUAAUAUAGCUAAUUUUAGAUAUACUGGUAUUGCAAGAGCAAUUGAAUCUAAAGAAAUAAAAGUAGCACAUCAUUCUUAA